AUGACAAUUUAUAACUUACUACUGGAAUAUGCUCAUGGUGGUAGUCUUGCAGACUUGAUUAACAAAUAUGGAGGAAAAAUACCUGAAUGUGAUGUGAGGCGAUACACUCGAAUGAUUCUUAAAGGGUUAUCAUCCACACAUAACAAUGGAUAUAUUCAUUGUGACCUUAAGCCUGCCAAUAUACUUGUUUUCCCUUCUGAUCAACAAGAUUUUCAGCUCAAGAUUGCGGAUUUUGGCUUGGCAAAAGAGCCUGACGAAGACAAUUCAAGGAAAUUCUUUUACCAAUACACUUUCCGUGGAACUCCUUUGUACAUGUCUCCUGAAUUUGUAACGCUUGCUGAGAUAUCACCAGCUUUGGAUAUUUGGUCUCUGGGUUGCAUUGUUAUUGAGAUGAUCACAGGAAAGCCACCAUGGCAUGAAUUGGAUAUAGAAGAUAUCUUAGUGCGCCUGGCUUUUGAGGGUAGCUCACCUGAGAUACCAGAAAGCAUGUCAAAGAAAGGGAAAGAUUUCUUAAGAAUGUGUUUCAUGAGACCCCAUUGCGAGAGGUGGAUAGCAGAUAUGCUAUUGGAUCAUCCUUUUAUUGUUGAUGAAGAGCUUACUUCACCAUUUGAGCAGGAAGAACUCUCACCACCAAGCCUUAGUGAUGAUGUUGUUAAGUCUAUGUGCAAGCUAAUACUAUCUGAUUAUUCACCUGGGCAAGGUCUAUUUUCCUCUGCAGAUAGGCCACUGAGCUUGGGUUCUACAUGUAGGGCGGCUGAACUUUGGUCCUAUCGGAAUGGGUUGCAAGGAAACCGAAAAGAGUUUGCUUAG
This is a messenger RNA of Hevea brasiliensis (rubber tree), 810 nucleotides long. Its product is annotated as mitogen-activated protein kinase kinase kinase 20-like. The record is from RefSeq and is a predicted model, not a curated record. The transcript has a single exon. Bases 1 to 810 code for a protein of 269 amino acids. Gene Ontology annotation, molecular function: ATP binding; protein kinase activity. Lineage: Eukaryota; Viridiplantae; Streptophyta; Magnoliopsida; Malpighiales; Euphorbiaceae. Gene Ontology annotation, biological process: protein phosphorylation.